Messenger RNA from Humulus lupulus (European hop), 920 nucleotides. Its product is annotated as nuclear transcription factor Y subunit B-9-like. The coding region runs from base 121 to 666 and encodes 181 amino acids. Gene Ontology annotation, cellular component: nucleus; CCAAT-binding factor complex. The record is from RefSeq and is a predicted model, not a curated record. Gene Ontology annotation, molecular function: RNA polymerase II cis-regulatory region sequence-specific DNA binding; protein heterodimerization activity; DNA-binding transcription activator activity, RNA polymerase II-specific. Gene Ontology annotation, biological process: regulation of transcription by RNA polymerase II. Lineage: Eukaryota; Viridiplantae; Streptophyta; Magnoliopsida; Rosales; Cannabaceae. The transcript has a single exon.
UUAGGCUUAGUAGUGACCAAUAACACCAACGAAGAUAACAAUGGCGGCGGCGACAACAACAACGGCGGCGGAGGAGAGCGCGUGCAAAACGCAUGCGUUUUGCGUGAGCAAGACCAGUACAUGCCGAUCGCCAACGUCAUCAGAAUCAUGCGCCGGAUUCUGCCGUCUCACGCCAAAAUCUCCGACGACGCAAAGGAGACCAUCCAAGAGUGCGUGUCGGAGUACAUAAGCUUCAUCACCGGCGAAGCCAACGACCGUUGCCAGCGGGAGCAGCGGAAGACGGUCACCGCCGAGGACGUGCUGUGGGCCAUGGCCAAGCUCGGCUUCGACGACUACGUCGAGCCUCUCACGCUCUUCCUCACGCGCCACCGCGAGUCCGAGACUGACCGCUCUUCUUCUCUCCGCCCGGAACCGCCGUUCGCGAAACGUAACUCGUCGGCUAAUAUCGAUCAUCACCAUCAUCAUGGCCAGUAUGGUUCUCAUCCUCAUCAUGUUGGGCCUUAUGGGCCUGGGCCUGGGUUUCAGAUGGGCCCAUACCCGCCAGCUAUGUUUGACAACUCGAUCAAUGGGUAUUUUAGAGACGGGUCGGGUCAUGCUGGAGCUGGAGCCGGAGCCGGGUCUUCUACUCAGAAUGGUGGUUAUGAUCCUUUUGGUCAGUAUAAAUGAAUGAAUGAAUAAUAUAUAUAUAAAACCAAAGUGGAGGGUAUGAAUGGAAUUUUACAUAUAUAUAUAUAUAAACUGAGAAAGUUAAUUAAUGAAUAAUUUGGUUAAUUAAUUAACUGGCUUGAUCAUGAUUAUUGGGAUUUGGUUUAGAAACUAUUUGGGCUUGUUUGUAUUUGUGUUUGUUUGUUGUGUGCUUUUACUUUCUUUGUUGUAAGUUUUUAUGGGCUAAUCCAAGUUUAGAUUUGAUUUCUUUUGUA